AUGGAGACCUCGGACGCGUCGAUCGAGCCCCAGCCUGCUUCCAGGUCACAGAGGGUGUCCAAGCCUCCGUCGUACCUCCGCAACGCAUACCAGCUGACUCAGAAGCGACAGCGCGGGAGGAAAGCGGAGCGAUCGGUUGCAGUGCCAGCCAAGCGCGCCAGGGUGACGAAGGCGAAGGGGGUUCCUCUGAAUGCUACAGCAUCCGCUGCGCCAGAGACUUCAGUGGCGGAGGCACCUCAGGCAGAGGUGGAGAUAAGCGUCGGUGCGGGCGAUGAGGACAUCGAGAGUGAGAGCGAGGCACGCCCGGCGCCCUCCCGGUCGAAGAACUUGGCCUCUGUGAUGGCAGAGUCACAGGCGACUGCCACCACCAGGCCCCGUCCUCCGCCCGUGCGUGUGCCGGACAACCCUUUUGUGGCCAUGCCUGUAGCUGGGUCGUCUCGUGACCCGACAGCGCCCGGGGAGGAGACACACAUUCUGAUUAGUCGCGCGGAGUUCGAGGCCUUGAAGAAGGCGCAAGAAGCGAGCGCGCGCACCGUGGCCCGUCUUGAAGAGGAGCUGAGGUCUGCUAAGGCUGUGCAGGCGCGUGCACCCCCUCGCAGGCCGGACGAGCAUGUCUCGGGGAGCGGUGGUGCUUCUGGUCGGAAGCGGAAGCGUCGGGAAGAACUCGCCGAUGAGGAGACAUCCGACGAGGAGAGCGAGGAUGAGCCACCCACCAAGAGGGGGCAUCUGAGGGUGUCCAAGUCACCGGUCCUGCAGCGGGCGCUGAAUUUUCUGCCCGCAAACAAGUCGUGGAAGCGCGCGUGCGACCUGGUGAAAGAUUACCUCUUCUUUGAGAAGGAGAACGCCCGGAUCACGUUCUAUCCGAGCAGCGACGACAAGACGGUGGGAGUGUGUGCAGUGAUCGAGCGCCUGCCUUUCGAUUUCGCGACACUUGCUCUGGCUGCGGACAAGGCAAGACGGUCGGAUUUGAACAAGGCCCUUAGCGAGUGGAAGUCGGGCGCAGCAGGAAGGACGCGGGACAUCUCGUGUCCACGGAUGGGGCUUUUCCGCGACGAGCGAGAUACGCGCAGCCCAUGGGCCACGAAGAAGGACCGUACUCUGGAGGAGAUACGAUCGCAUUAUGGGCUGCUGCUCGGCGUUGACGAUCCCCUGGCAUUGUCCAAGUUUGGGAACGAUCGGGAGGGGAUGCCGUUCGCCUCUGGCGCAUUCGUGGCAUGCGCGGUUGCGGCAUUCAAGCCGAAGAAGGUGGUCGGGCCACUGACGGUGAAGCUUUACCACCUGGCGUGGCUGGAGCAUGUGGUGACCGACACGCUGGUGAACUGGGAGGCGAGGAAGGGGCGACUGUCGAACUCUGCCUGUGGAAACGCGCAGGUGGUCGAUGGGCUCGUGAUCCUUGCGCGUGAGGCAGUGUCGAACGCGAUCAGAAUCUUCAAGCCUAAGUACGACGUCGCCUCGUGCUCGUGGACCUGGGGGCGCCAUGGCCUUCGACUGUCCUCGUGCGGGCUGGAGGACUUAAUUCCAGCGACUGCCGCUACCCGUGAUGGGGCAGAGGUUCAGGCGGACGAGAUCUCUGGGUCGCUUGGAGGCCCGUAA
This is a messenger RNA of Closterium sp. Yama58-4, 1593 nucleotides long. The record is from the annotation of a GenBank genome assembly. Lineage: Eukaryota; Viridiplantae; Streptophyta; Zygnematophyceae; Desmidiales; Closteriaceae.